Molecule: messenger RNA, 3793 nt
Organism: Daldinia loculata
Lineage: Eukaryota; Fungi; Ascomycota; Sordariomycetes; Xylariales; Hypoxylaceae
Exons: 2
Coding region: 122-3748 (1208 amino acids)
Molecular function (GO): protein binding
Source: RefSeq, a predicted model, not a curated record
CUUGAAAGCUCUCCAAUUUCAUUACUUCUUCAUCUAUUUAUACCCAACUCUCCUCAACAAAAUCGUGGCUUAUUCGCGAAUUCUGUCUUGAUUUCUAUGCAUUCAAACAAUCAUUCUUCCAAUGUCUUCAAUAAUUCGAACAGAGAAGAUUCCGGAUACUACUUGGGACCUUCAUAAGGAUGAUGUUCUGAAACUGUAUUUGGACGAUCGUCGCUUUUUGAAGGACAUCGUUGAUAUAAUGAGGACCGAACAUGGAUUCGAAGCGACGGUUUCGCAGUACGAGGCACAAUUUAGAGCCUGGAAGGUUCGAAGAAAUUUGAAGGCCUCAGAAUGGCGCCGCAUUUUCUGCACGUUAGACAGUUUGCAUCCGGGUACCAUAAGCCGAGUCAUUCUAUCAGGCAGGGUAGUUGAUGAAAAAACAAUCCGUCGUGCCAGGCGGAAUUGUAAAAGCAAACCUAUGAGAAUCGAAGACAAUUCUCAAAUGGAUGAUUCCUUCAAUAAUGAGACCUAUGACUUCUCUAUUGAAAUCCGAAACCAAGACGGCACUUGGUCUCAAUUCCUGGGAGGUGAUGGAGGUGAUGGUGUCGAUCCAAUACUGUCCUCGCCUCAUUCAAGCUUCGAUAACAUUCACACCCCUCAGGAUCCGAUGCUGAUAGACGAACCUUGCGAUAUCGUGGAGAACCCGAUGGUCAGAUCACAUGACAGCCUAACUGACAACAUGCAUUUCUGUGCGCCUACCGGGGCUCCCAUAAUGCCAGCCAACAUUGACGACUGCGGACAGGGUGGUUUCGUUGAGUUCUUAAUGAAUAAUCCUAGCCCGAUAAAUUGGCCCUCGGUCACAUUAACCCCAGGAAACUUCACGGCACAACCCUCUUUCAUGCGGGAGAGCUCUAAUAUCAGCUUCUCACAGCCAUUGCAAUUCGAACGCUCUUUGAGGGACCCUUACGAAUGGCUCAAAAUUCUGUCUCUCGGUAAAAUUAGCAAGCAGCUCGCAUCAUGGAAAAGCCACUUCCCUACGAUCCAGAACGAAGUCGUAAGGCCAUUGGGGGAUGUGCAAGCGUAUAUGGACGUUUCCGGGUCAAGACGCCAGGAAUUCUCCCAUUCUAGUUACUAUCUUCAAAAACUCAAAGCAUUGGUACCAGAGAGUUUGCUUCCAAAACAACGGGAAAAUGAGAUGUUCGUGACAAGCGCUAUUAGUGAAACUCUUAACGAUAAAAGUUUAUUUCAAGGACUUGUCUUUGCGAUUGCGAAUAAGCUAUUGGGUAUAAGGAAUAUUCCUAUGGGAUCGAUACUGAAGCUAUUCGCACAUUCCGAGAAAACCACUACAAUGCUAACCCCAUUUCCGGAGGCUAGAUACGACCACGUCACAAGAGCGCUUGCGGAAUCCCUUUUCGAAGCCGCAAUAGAGGAGAGCGAAAAUGAUGUUCUCCGUAUGGUCCUACGCACACGCUUAGUUAGCGCGAAUCAGGUUAUAUCUACCAAGCACGGAUCUCAUUAUAUAGCAAUUGAGCGUGUGGCGGAACUGCGCAAUUUGGCCGGUAUGGAAAUCCUGCUGGAGACGGAAGAAGACCUUACUCAAGCAAACCAGAAUAAUCUAAUACAAAUCUACACUAGAGGUCUGCGAACUUUUGACGCAGAAUGGGUACAAUUUUGCCUAUUGAUACGAAACCGUUGGCCUAAUGCAAUUAUUGAAUCAUCCUGGGACGACAGAUAUUUUAAUACUUGGACCGUAGAUGCAAUUCGGUUGUCGCUCACUUCAUUCACACCUCCUGAGCACUCAAUAAUGAUGGGACAUGGGAUUUUGCGGGGUAUAGCAGAGACAAUGGAAGACAGCGAGGCAGUAGAUGCUGUACGCCUUAUCCAUGACAACUGCGAGAAAACGGGGUGUAGCUGUUUUUACGGCGACCAUGCAAAUCUAGGAGGUGCUUUGUUCAAAGGCGCUUAUAAUGGUCACUAUGAGCUUACUGAAUUCCUACUCCCGCUCUGCCGUCCUAAAUACCUACUCGCAGCCUUUAGCGUCUCGAUUAGAUCACACCGGAGUGAUCUAGUAGCCCUCUUCAUGGAGCAUAUAGAAGAUUUGGGACGUCCACUUAAAUCUAAUCUCUGGGAAUAUGAUUCUUACGAAAGCGACGACGAGUCUGACCACGAAAGCGAUGACGACGAUUCUCUUCUGUCUCCUUUAGCUGAGGCUCUCUUAUCAAACGAUACAGCACUAGUGAAUCGCCUUGAAACAGUAGGUGCACUAUCCGUGGCCAGUCUUGAGGACGUCAUGGCCGCAGCUGUGGAAAUUCGAAACAUUGACUAUAUAAAAAGACUUCUAGACCAGUUCGACUCUAUAAACCCGAAUACUUUGACAAUCGCACUUGUCAUAGCAAUAGAAAACGGGUUUGAUGAUAUCGCCCUCAUCUUCCUAGACGCGGGAGCUAGUGUCAACAAUAAAAUCCAGAUAGAAAUCAAUGGGAAAAGGUACUAUGGCCUGCCAUUGAAUGCAGCUAUCAAGCGAAGGAAUUUUCAACUCGCACAUACUAUAUUAAAUGCAGACAUUGGAACAUCGGGAAUCGAUAUUACCACCUUUCGGGUAAUUUACGAAUCUGGUGCCAUAUCUAUAUUUAAUGAGGUCAUGAAAUCUAUGGCGGAUAUGCUUUCUGAAGUGCCUUUUGCGAGCAACGAUGAACCACUGCCGAGUCUUAUUUCCGACGUGUAUGAGGCCGGACAGUAUGAUAUGUUAAAGACUCUUUUAUCUUCACUGAAACGUAACUGUUCAGGCGUGGAUGCAUGCUUCGAUUACGCGAUCAAAACCGGCAAUAUUCGAUUAGUACAAUUUAUGCUAUCUUAUGGAACAGUUGAGAUACCCAUACCCUACCUGGCGUUUGCGACCUAUAUGGGCCAAACUGCUAUACUCCGAUUGCUCUUACGUCAAGUGCAAAACAAUGUUACACCUUGUUCAAUACCUCUCCCACUGAGUAGGGCAAUUUUCAAUAAUGGCCGCGACGCUCGUUUCAACUUUGAAUGCCUGGAUAUUCUCUUUGCAUCGAAAAUAUUUGAUUUGGAAGCUGUUAGCAUAACAAAGGAAACACCGCUAAUUACGGCUAUUCAAAUUAUAAAUCAGAACCCUGAUUUCGCGUUUGUCAUCAUAAAUAAGCUUCUAGAGGCCGGCUGUAAUCCAAACGCUUUAAACACUGCAGUAACCACGAUUGGGGGAACACGGAUUUCUGAAACCGCAUUAUUACAAGCUAUCGGCAAAAGAAGCGAAGAGCUUGUGCGAAUAUUGAUAGACCGAGGUGCAGAUGUUCAUGCCGUCACAGGUAUUACAGUACAGCAAACGCCGUUGCAAAAAGCUGCGGAGGUCGGUGACUUAGCUAUCGUGAAGCUGCUUCUUGAGCAUGAGGUGGACGUGAAUGCUCCCCCGUUAACACGUAGCGGCGGCACAGCUCUUCAAUUUGCUGCAAUCAGUGGAAAUUGCAAUGUAGCGGCUGAACUAUUAAGUCACGGUGCGCUUCUGCAUACACCACCAUCAUCAAAGGUAAAUGGACGAUGGCCUAUUGAAGGGGCUGCGGAAUAUGGGCGCUUGCACAUGAUUGAAUAUCUCUGGAUAGUUAAGGAGAACACGUUCCUACCCGAGGGCUGCGAGACUGGCUUCGAGGAGAAGUACUGCCGUAGAGCGAUGAAGCUCGCCGAGAGAAAUGAACAUAUCGCAUGCCGGAAUCUGAUCGCCGAAAAGGCCGGGUUGAGUAUCAAUGAUAUUUAGUUCACUCUGUUUUCUAUUCCUACUAUGGCUUGGGUCUAUUAGAAG